CGACUUCCGGCGCGAGGCGCAGCAGUGGAGCUUGUGCGGGCCAAUGGCGGCGCCGCUACUUCACACGCGGUUGCCCGGGGAUGUGGCCGCUUCGGCCUCUGCGGUCAAGACGCUGGGGGCCGCGAGGACUGGGAUUUCAGAUACGCUCACAUUAGAGAAUGAUUUCUUCAAUUCUCCCCCAAGAAAAACAGUUCGGUUUGGUGGAACUGUGACAGAAGUCUUGCUGAAGUACAAAAAGGGUGAAACAAAUGACUUUGAGUUGUUGAAGAACCAGCUGUCAGAUCCAGACAUAAAGGAUGACCAGAUCAUUAACUGGCUGCUGGAAUUCCGCUCUUCUAUCAUGUACUUGACAAAAGACUUUGAGCAGCUUGUCAGUAUCCUAUUGAGAUUGCAGUGGUUGAAUAGAAGUCAAAAUGUGGUAGAGGAAUACUUGGCUUUUCUUAGUAAUCUUGUAUCAGCACAGACUGUCUUUCUUAGACCAUGUCUCAGCAUGAUUGCUUCUCAUUUUGUACCUCCCCGAGUGAUCAUUAAGGAAGGUGACGUGGAUGUUUCGGAUUCUGAUGACGAAGAUGAUAAUCUUCCUGCAAAUUUUGACACAUGUCACAGAGCCUUGCAAAUAAUAGCAAGAUAUGUCCCAUCGACACCGUGGUUUCUUAUGCCGAUACUGGUAGAAAAGUUUCCAUUUGUUCGAAAAUCAGAGAGAACAUUGGAAUGUUAUGUUCAUAACUUACUAAGGAUUAGUGUGUAUUUUCCAACCUUGAGGCACGAAAUUCUGGAGCUUGUUAUUGAAAAGCUACUCAAGCUGGAUGUGAACGCAUCCCGGCAAGAUAUUGAAGAUGCUGAGGAAGCAGCAGCUCAAACUAGUGAUGGGACAGAUGCCCCAGAAGGAUUGUUUAACAUGGAUGAAGAUGAAGAAACUAAGGGUGAAACAAAGGCUGAUCCUGCACAGCUUGAUCACAUGGUCCAUCCUGUAGCUGAACGCCUGGACAUCCUGCUGUCUUUACUUUUGUCCUACAUUAAGGAUGUCUGCUACGUAGAUGGUAAAGUUGAUAACAACAAAACAAAAGAUUUAUAUCGAGAUUUGAUAACCAUCUUUGACAAACUCCUGUUGCCCACCCAUGCCUCCUGCCAUGUACAGUUUUUUAUGUUUUACCUCUGUAGCUUCAAACUGGGAUUUGCAGAAGCAUUUUUGGAACAUCUCUGGAAAAAACUGCAGGAUCCAAAUAAUCCUGCCAUCAUCAGGCAAGCUGCUGGAAAUUAUAUUGGAAGCUUCUUGGCAAGGGCUAAAUUCGUUCCUCUUAUUACUGUAAAGUCAUGCCUAGAUCUUUUGGUUAACUGGCUGCACGUAUACCUUGAUAACCAGGAUUCGGGAACGAAGGCUUUUUGUGAUGUUGCCCUCCACGGACCAUUUUAUUCAGCUUGUCAAGCCGUGUUCUACACUUUCGUUUUUAGACACAAGCAGCUUUUAAGUGGAAAUCUGAAGGAAGGUUUGCGGUACCUUCAAAGUCUAAAUUUUGAACGCAUAGUCAUGAGUCAGCUAAACCCUCUGAAGAUUUGCCUGCCCUCGGUAGUGAACUUUUUUGCUUCUAUCACAAGUAAAUACCAGCUCGUCUUCUGCUACACCAUCAUUGAGAGAAACAACCGUCAGAUGCUACCAGUCAUUAGAAAUACAGCUGGAGGGGACUCGGUACAAACCUGCACAAACCCACUUGACACCUUCUUCCCCUUUGACCCUUGUGUUCUUAAGAGGUCAAACAAAUUCAUUGAUCCUAUUUACCAGAUAUGGGAAGAUACGAGUGCUGAAGAGCUACAGGAGGUUAAGAAACCCAUUAAAAAGGAGAUAGUAGAAGAUGAAGAUGACGAUUUUUUGAAAGGUGAAGUACCCCAGAAUGAUCCUGUGAUUGGGAUAACACCAAGCUCCUUUGACUCACGUUUCCGAAGUCCUUCAAGUAGUGUGGGCUCCCCGCCGGUGUUAUACAUGCCAGACCAGUCCCCUGUGAUCUCAAGGAUUUGUGAUUGAGAUGCAGUGUUUUCCCAUCGUGCCCUUCAGUACCAAGGUUUGGGCAUCACGUUGAUCUAGAACAAGUACGUGCCCUGAGCAUCUGACAUUUAAGUUAGACUGAAUCUAGGGCCUGGACAGGUGUGGGUAGUUUGUGUGGUUUUUUUUUUUUUUUUUUGCUUUUCUUUCCCUUUUUGCUUCCCUUGCAAACAAAAGGAGAAAAGACUGAAUAUCAUGUGCAAUGUUUUACAGUGGGAUAAAUGUUGACGGCUUUGUUUAAUAUAUAUUUUUGUGUAUGUGUUACGGCUCUUGGACAUAAUUAUUGAGAGUUUUCUAACAUCAGCCGUAUUUGAACAUUUUUCGUUGUCAGAGCCAUAGUCACAGGCUUUGUGAUCUGAUUUAUUUUCAGUGAAAAAUCUUCGAGGACACUAUUUAAAAUCUUUAACUAGAAUGUGUUUACUUUGGCUACAUGGUUGGCCUGCUGCUGUAAUUGUAUUUGUGUGUUGGGAUCUCAGUGGGGCACAGAGAAAAGGAUAUAGGAGGAAAGUAGAGAGACAAAGCUAGUCUGGGUGGUAGAAGUUGGGGCAGGCACUGAAGGAGAUCUCUAGGGACUUCAAAGACCAGCAAAGGCCAGGAAGGGAGUGAGGAUUUAGAGAAACAAUCACAUGAAUUGUACAUUUAUCCAGUAUAAAAAAAAAUAGGCUUAAAACAGAUUUUCAGGUAAUUUGCAAUUCGCAUUGAUGCAAAGUAGGGUUGGACUUUUAUAAAAUACUUAGUAUUUUAUCCUUAGACUCUCAAGAGUACUGUUUGAACUGGAACUGCUUAUUUGUAUUAGAAUGUUAAAGCAGGUUCUUUGUGGCCAGCAUUUGUUGGUCAUUUGGAGAAUUUCUUUGCACAUGAAAAAACUUUGAGUCGGGUCAAAGUACUGUCCAACAGUGGAAUAGACUUGUUAGCUAUCAUAGUCUGUGGUUACUACCGCAGCCUCUAAGGGCCCUUCAUAGCAUGGAUUCAGCUUGGUGAAAUCCUACUCUGGUGAGGCUCUUUGUGUUUUUAUAACUAAACCCCAAGAGAGGAGAGGCUGAGACAACCUCGCUUUAUAACAAAUUUGCACAAGCACUGCUAGAAUCAUUUCGAAGCUCAUGCAUAAAAUUUAGCCUCAUUCUUUAGUUUGUACUUUUUUGUUUACUUGUGAAAGUAGACAUCUUUAAACAUAUUUAUUUUUUUUCUACCUUUCCAUUCUUUAUUUAAAGGCCAGCAAUAUUUUCUUGAUCACAAAUAUUUUGUAAUUAAAUAUUUUCUUUUUGUGCUCUUGUAUAAUUCUACUGAUGGCAAAUGUAGAAUUUGAAUUUCAAUCUGUAAAUAUCUUUUUGGAAAACAGACAUUUUUAUUGCUUUAAAAAGUUUUGGAUAUUGGUAAUUUUCUUUCAGUGAUUUGGUGGAAAGUCAUCUGAGAAACUUAAGGAUUCUCUGUUUUUAACUGCUGACAAAAAGUGGGAUUUUUGUAUACUGGAUAAAAUGAAUAAAUGAAAAAUGUCUAUGGAAGUUAACGGUAAAGUGGGGUCUUUGUGGAUUGGAAAGUAGUUUUAAUGUAAGAGGAUAUGUUUACAAACAAACCUCUUUUAUUUCAAAGGAAUUUGAGAAAAAAAUUCAUCAUGAAAAUAAAACGACAACAUGGUUAAUCUGGAGCUUUGUUCUUAUGCUAAUGAAGUGAGGUACCCCAAUAAAUAGAGUUGUCGUAAAUGUUCUUCUGAUGUCUGCAUGUCUCUUACUGAUCCAAUGUAUUAAAGCACCAUUUUGCAAUGGGAAAACCAUUCCUGAGACUUCACCAUCACAAAGAGGAAAUACUGCCAGUGUCACUGGGCGUAUUCAGAAAUAAAUUCUCUUAGUUAUCUAGUGCUGCUAUAACAGUGGAUGGCUUUAACAAAGAAAAGUUUAUCCUCUCACAGUCAAGUCCAAAUUUAGGGCAUCAGUUCCAGGGAAGGCUUUCUCUCUCUCUCAGCUCUGGGGGAAGGUCCUUGUCCUUAGUCUUCCCCUGACUGAGGAGCUUCUCAGGCACAGGGACCACGUGUCCAAAGGAUGCAUUCUGUUCCCAGUACUGCUUUCUUGGUGGUAUGAGGUCCCCAGCUCUCUGCUUCCUUGGCUUUUAUCUCUUGAGAGGGACAAGGUGGUGCAGGCCACACCCCAGGGAAACUCCCUUUACAGUGGAUCAGGGAGGUGACCUGAGUAAGGGUGGUGUUACAAUCCCACCUUAACAUAAAAUUACAAUCACAAAAUGGAGGACAACCACACAAUACUGGGAAUCAUGGCCUAACCAAGUUGACACAUUUUGGGGGGGUCACAAUUCAAUCCGUGACAAAUGAUAAAUGCUAAUGAUGAGGAGGCCUUGAAGUGUCAGCAGCUCUCCCUGAUUGCAUUCAGCCAAGGUGACUGAAGAACUGUUGCUGGGUUUCAAGGGAAGCAAAAAUUUUUCAAAAAAAGUUUCUUCGAAGGAACAUCUAUGGGAAAUCUUGAAAAGUAUAUGAAAACAAUGGGAUUUUUCUAUCUCUUUAAAGCAAGCUUUCAGUGGGGGUAGGAUUUUCCUGUUUUCUUUUGUUGUCCUUUGUGCUCUGGUUAGGUGUUCUUUAAUGAGAUGUAGCUAAUUUAUACAGGCAUCUGUUCUUGUUGAUUCCAACUCAUGGCAACCCCUAAGUAUGGUGAAAGAACCAGUGAGUCACUUAGAAGGUGUCAUGGGUGUCAGACCAGACUUCUCUUCCUGGGUGACCUUGAGCGAGUUACCUAACUCUGUUUGAGCCCCACUUUUAUUGAGCUGUAAAAUGGAAAUAACUAAUACCUACUUAGGGGUGAUAAGGAGUUAGUGAAAGGGAGGGUACAUGUGGGGUCAGUUAACAAUAGCAGUUGUUUGGCUAUCUUGUGAGAAAGUCAGCUCUAGUUAAAACAGGAAGCACUUUCAUGAAAAGGCCUUCUCAAGGCAAAGGUAACUUCCAUUUCUGCCACAUCACCUUGGUAAUUUAUCUUGGAAGAAGUGCAGCCAGAAUGCUCCUUAGAAGCAAGGAUGGUGACGCUUCGUCACCAUCACAUACCUUGGACAUGUUAUCAGAAGGGACCAGUUCCUGGAAAAGGACAAAGUAGCUUGGUAAAGUAGAGGGUCAGUGAAAAAAGAGGAAGACUCUCAAUGAGAUGGACUGACACAGUGGCUGCAAGUAUGGGCUCAGACAUACCAACAAUUGUGAAGAGGGUACAGGACCAGGCAGUGUUUCAUUCUGUUGUACAUAGGGUGGCUAUGGGUUGGAACCGACUCGAUGGCACCUAACAACAAAAACCUCCUUGGUAUGAACUUAAGACAUCUGCACUGGAGAGCAAGGCCAGGGUGUAACCGCAGCCAGGUACUGCUUGUAAGAGUGGCUCUUAACCCUGGUUAUGCCUUAGAAUCACCUAGGGAGCUUUGAAAAACUCUAUGUCCAGACCUACACAACCAAUUAAGUCAGAAUCUCCAGGGGAGAGGCUUGGGCAUUGAUCAGUUUUUCAAAGCCCUCUAGGGUUGCUAUGUUCUGCUGCUAUUCAUAAGGUUUUCACUAGCUAAUGCUUUUCAGAAGUAGACCGCCAGGUCCUUCUUCCUAGUCUGUCUUAGGCUGGAAGCUCAGCUGAAACCUGUCCACCAUUGGUGACCCUGCUGGUAUUUGAAUACCGGUGGCAUACCUUCCAGCAUCACAGCAACACACAAGCCUCCACAGUACAACAGCUGACAGAUGCGUGGUAUAGUGCCAGAAGAUGAGCCCCUCAGGUUGGAGGGCGCUCGAAAGAUGACUGGGGAAGAACUGCCUCCUCAAAGUAAAGUUGACCUUAAUGAUGUGAUUGGAGUCAAGUUUUCGGGACCUUCAUGGCGCGACUCAAAGUGAGAAGAAACAGCUGCAAACAUCCAUUAAUAAUUGGAAUGGGGAAUGUACAAAGUAUGAAUCUAGGAAAAUUGGAAAUUAUAAAAAAUGAAAUGGAACAUGUAAACAUCAAUACCCUAGGCAUUAGUGAGCUGAAAUGGACUGGUACCUUUUGAAUUAGACAAUCAUAUGGUCUAUGACAGGAGUGACAUUGAAGAGGGAUAUCAUAUUCAUCAUCAGAACAUCUUAAGAUCUAUCCUGAAGUACAACGCUGUCAGUGACAGGAUAAUAUCCAUACCCCUACAAGAAAGACCAGUUAAUACAACUAUUGUAAUAUAUGCACCAAGCACUAAGGCCAAAGAUGAAGAAAUUGAAGGUCUUUACCAACUUCUGCAGUCUAAAAUUGAUCAAAUGUGCAAUCAGGAUGCAUUAAUAAUUACUGGUAAUUGGAAUGCAGACGUUGGAAAUGAAGGAUCAGUAGUUGGAAAAUUGUGGCCUUGGUGAUAGAAACUAUGCCACAGAUCACAUGAUAGAAUUUUGCAAUACCAACUUCUUCAUUGCAAACACCUUUUUUCACCAACAUAAAUGACGACUAUACAUGUGGACCUUGCUAGAUGGAAUACACAGUAACCAAACCAAAUGCAUCUGUGGAAAGAGAUGAUGGAAAAGCUCAAUAUCAUCAUUCAGAAGAAGGCCAGGGGCUGACUGCAGAGCAGACCAUCAAUCACUCAAAUGCAAGUUCAAGUUGAAGCUGAAGAAAAUUAGAACAAGUCAACAAGAGCCAAAGUACAUCCUUGAGUAUAUCCCACCUGGAUUUAGAGACCAUCCCAAUAGAUUUGAUGUAUUGAACACUAAUGACUGCAGAAGAGUUGUGUGAUGACAUCAAGGACAUCAUACAUGAGGAAAGGAAGAGGUCAUUAAAAAAACAGGAAAGAAAGACCAAAAUGGAUGUCAGAAGAGACUGAAAAUUGCUCUUGAAAGUCAAGUAGCUAAAGCAAAUGGAAGAAAUGAAGUAAAAGAACUGAAUAGAAGAUUUCAAAGGGUGGCUCAAGAAGACGAAGUAUUAUAAUGACAAGUGCAAAGACCUGGAGUUAAAAAACCAAAAGGGAAGAACACACUGGGCAUUUCUCUGAAGAAAAAAUUCAAGCCUUGAGUUGCAAUAUUGAAGGAUUCUAUGGGCAAAAUACAAAAAUAAUGGGCAAAAUACUGAAUGACGCAGGAAGCAUCAAAAGAAGAUGGAAGGAAUACACAGAGUCAUGGUACCAAAAAGAGUUGGUCGAUGUUCAAACUUUUCAGGAGGUAACGUGAUCAAGAACCGAUGGCACUGAAGCAAGAAGUCCAGGCUUCACUGAAGACAUUGGCAAAAAACAAGGGUCCAAGAAUUGAUGAAAUACCAAUUGAGAUGUUUCAACAAAUGGAUGCAGCACUGGAAGUGCUCACUCAUCUAUGCCAAGAAAUUUGGAAGACAGCUACCUGACCAACCGACUGGAAGAGAUCCAUAUUUAUGCCUAUUCCAAAAAAAGGUGAUCUGACUGAAUGUGGAAAUUAUCGAACAAUAUCAUUAAUAUCAUACAAAAGUAAGAUUUUGCUGAAGAUCAUUCAAAAGCAACUGCAGCAGUACAUCAACAGGGAACUGCCAGAAAUUCAAGCUGAAUUUAGAAGAGGACGUGGAAGCAGGGGUAUCAUUACUGAUGUCAGAUGGAUCCUGGCUGAAAGCAGAGGGUACCAGAAAGAUGUUUACCUGUGUUUUAUUGACUAUGUAAAGGCAUUUGAGUAUGUGGAUCAUAACAAAUUAUGGAUACCAUUGCAAAGAAUGGGAAUUCCAGAACACUUAAUUGUGGUCAUGAGGAAACUGUACAUAGAUCAAGAGGCAGUCAUUCAAACAGAACAAGGGGAUUCUGUAUGGUUUAAAAUCAGGAAAGGUGUGAGUCAUGGUUGUACCCUUUCACCAUAUUUAUUCAGUCUGUAUGCUGAGCAAAUAAUCUGAGAAGCUGCGCUAUAUGAAAAAGAAUGGGGCAUGAGGAUUGGAGGAAGACUCAUUAACAACCUGUGUUAUGUAGCUGACACAACCUUGCUUGCUAAGAGUGAAGAGAACUUGAAGCACUUAUUGAUGAAGAUCAAAGACCACAGCCUUCAGUAUGGAAUACACCUCAACAUAAAACAAAAAUCCUCACAACUGGACCAAUAAACAACAUCACAAUAAUUGGAGAAUAGAUUGAAGUCAAGAAUUUCAUUUUACGUGGAUCCACAGUCAACACCUAUGGAAGCAGCAGUCAAGAAAUCAAAGGACAUAUUGCAUUGGUGAAUCUGCUGCAAAAGACCUCUUUAAAGUGUUAAAAAAAAAAAAAAAGAUGUCACUUUAAGGACUAAGGUGUGCCUGAC
Loxodonta africana (African savanna elephant) is the source of this 8252-nucleotide messenger RNA. RefSeq names its product RRN3 homolog, RNA polymerase I transcription factor (gene RRN3). Gene Ontology annotation, biological process: transcription initiation at RNA polymerase I promoter. The transcript has 18 exons. Gene Ontology annotation, cellular component: nucleus. The record is from RefSeq and is a predicted model, not a curated record. The coding region runs from base 44 to 2020 and encodes 658 amino acids. Lineage: Eukaryota; Metazoa; Chordata; Mammalia; Proboscidea; Elephantidae. Gene Ontology annotation, molecular function: RNA polymerase I core binding; RNA polymerase I general transcription initiation factor activity.